Messenger RNA from Microtus ochrogaster (prairie vole), 2050 nucleotides. RefSeq names its product ATP-dependent RNA helicase DDX18-like. The record is from RefSeq and is a predicted model, not a curated record. Lineage: Eukaryota; Metazoa; Chordata; Mammalia; Rodentia; Cricetidae.
AUGUCGCACUUACAGAUGAAACUCCUGUGCAAGAAGAUUGAGAAGCGGAACAUCAAGCUGCGGCAGCGAAACCUGAAGCUGCAAGAAGCAUCAAACACGAACCAUUCCCAACCUUCCAAUGAAGAUGUGCCCAAAGAAGAGAUAAAGGUCAGAAAAGUUAAGAAAGCAGUAAAGCAUGCCACGAGGGUGGGCUCAGCAGAAGCACAAAGCGGAGGCAUGCCUGAAGAGACAGUGGAAAACUUGAAAGUUGAAAAGUUACCCCAGAAACCUACUGCUUUAACCAAUGGAGAAACAGCAGCAGUGCCAUCUCCUGAUUCAGAAUCAAAAAAGAAAAAGAAGAAGAAAAAGAGGAAAAUGGCAAAUGGCGCAGAGCCUGACACCAAAAAAGCAAAAACUGAAGAAAGCACUGUGGCUCUAGAAACAGAAGAUGCUGUGGAGAAGCCAGAUGACAAGGAAGUGCCCAGCCUGCCCCUGGGGCUGACAGGGGCUUUUGAGGACACUUCGUUUGCUUCCUUGUCUAACCUCGUCAAUGAAAACACUCUGAAGGCUAUAGAGGAAAUGGGCUUCAAGCGCAUGACUGAGAUCCAGCAUAAAAGUAUCAGGCCACUUCUGGAAGGCAGGGAUCUUCUAGCAGCUGCUAAAACCGGCAGUGGAAAAACUCUGGCUUUCCUCAUCCCUGUGAUCGAGCUCAUUGUGAAGUUAAAGUUCAUGCCCAGGAAUGGAACAGGAGUCCUGAUUCUCUCUCCUACCAGAGAACUGGCCAUGCAGACCUUUGGUGUUCUUAAGGAACUGAUGACGCACCAUGUCCACACGUACGGGCUGAUCAUGGGUGGCAGCAACAGGUCUGCUGAAGCGCAGAAGCUCACCAACGGCAUCAACAUUGUCGUGGCUACCCCCGGCCGGCUUCUAGACCACAUGCAGAAUACUCCAGGGUUCAUGUACAAGAACCUUCAGUGUCUCGUUAUUGAUGAGGCUGAUCGUAUCUUGGAUGUUGGAUUUGAAGAGGAAUUAAAGCAAAUUAUUAAACUUUUGCCAGUACGCAGGCAAACCAUGCUCUUUUCUGCCACACAAACUCGAAAAGUUGAAGAUUUGGCAAGAAUUUCUCUGAAAAAAGAGCCAUUGUAUGUGGGUGUUGAUGAUGAUAAAGAGGUUGCCACAGUGGAUGGACUUGAGCAGGGAUAUGUUGUGUGUCCCUCUGAGAAGAGGUUCCUUCUGCUCUUCACAUUCCUUAAGAAGAACCGGAAGAAGAAAGUGAUGGUCUUCUUUUCGUUGUGUAUGUCUGUGAAGUACCACUACGAGCUACUGAACUACAUCAAUCUGCCUGUCUUGGCCAUCCAUGGAAGGCAAAAGCAAAAUAAGCGAACAACCACGUUCUUCCAAUUCUGCAACGCAGAUUCAGGGAUACUGCUGUGCACAGAUGUGGCAGCCAGAGGGCUGGACAUCCCUGAAGUCGACUGGAUUGUUCAGUAUGACCCUCCCGAUGACCCCAAGGAAUACAUUCAUCGUGUGGGUAGAACGGCUUGGAGCCUGAACGGAAGAGGGUAUGCCCUGCGCCCUGAAGAGUUGGGUUUCCUUCGUUACUUGAAGCAAUCCAAGGUUCCACUGAAUCAGUUCGACUUUUCCUGGUCUAAAGUUUCUGAUAUUCAGUCUCAGAUGGAAAAGCUGAUCGAAAAGAACUAUUUUCUCCUUAAGUCCGCGCAGGAAGCAUACAAGUCCUACAUACGAGCCUACGACUCCCACUCUCUCAAGCAGAUCUUCGAUGUGAACAACUUAAACUUGCCUCAGGUGGCUCUGUCCUUUGGCUUUAAGGUUCCUCCCUUCGUUGAUCUGAAUGUGAGCAGCCAUGAUGGCAAGCUUAAAAAGAGAGGAGGUGGCGGUGGAUUUGGCUACCAGAAAACAAAGAAAGUGGAGAAGUCCAAGAUCUUUAAACACAUCAGCAAGAAGACAGCGGACCGCAGGCAGUUUUCUCACUGACAGGAAUGGCUUUCUACCUGGACUUUGCCCUAAUUUCCCCCUUUCUCUUUAAGAAGGAACUUUUUAAAAUCACCUU